AUGAAAGCCCGGGUCCAGGGCAUGGCUUUCUCCAUGGAGGAGCGUCUCCAGCUGGGCAUCCACGGCCUGCUGCCCCCCUGCUUCGUCAGCCAGGACGUCCAGCUGUUCCGGGUGCUGAAGAACUACGACAUGAAGCGGGACGACCUGGACAGAUAUGUGUUCCUGAUGGGGCUCCAGGACCGCAACGAGAAGCUGUUUUACCGGCUGAUAACCUCAGACGUUGAGAGGUUCAUGCCCAUCAUCUACACCCCCACGGUGGGCCUGGCCUGCCAGCAGUACGGCCUCAUAUUUAGAAGACCCAGGGGGCUGUUCAUCACUAUACACGACCGUGGCCACAUCGCCUCAAUCCUUCAAAACUGGCCAGAAAAGGACAUUAAGGCUGUGUGUGUGACGGAUGGAGAGAGGAUCCUGGGAUUGGGAGACCUGGGUUGCAAUGGCAUGGGGAUCCCGGUUGGCAAGCUGGCCCUGUACACGGCAUGCGGAGGAAUGGCGCCACAGCAGUGCCUACCGGUCAUGCUGGACGUGGGCACGGACAAUGAGGCCCUGCUGAAGGACAGCCUCUACAUCGGGCUGCGGCACAAGAGAGUGCGAGGCCAGGCCUAUGACGACCUGCUGGAUGAAUUUAUGAAGGCCGUGUCAGACAGGUAUGGAAUGGACUGUCUGAUCCAGUUCGAGGACUUUGCAAACAUUAAUGCUUUCCGUCUGCUGAGCAAGUACCGCAACAUGUACUGCACAUUCAACGAUGACAUCCAAGGAACUGCUGCAGUAGCGGUGGCUGGACUCCUGGCCGCUCUCCGCAUCACCAAAACCAAAAUGUGUGACCAUACCAUUGUGUUCCAAGGAGCAGGGGAGGCAGCAAUGGGGAUUGCUGAGCUGAUCACCAUGGCCAUGGCUAAGGAGGGACUCUCCAUAGAGGAGAGCUUAAAAAAAAUCUGGAUGGUUGAUUCCAAGGGUCUUAUUGUCAAGGGUCGGGACAAUCUGACUCACGAGAAGGAGAGGUUCGCUCACGAACAUCCUCAGAUGAGAAACCUGGAGGACGUGGUCAGGGAACUGAAGCCCACGGCUCUCAUCGGUGUGGCGGCCGUGGCCGGGGCCUUCUCCGAGCCGAUCAUCAGGGACAUGGCCUCGUUCAACCAGCGCCCCAUCAUCUUCGCCCUCAGCAACCCCACCAGCAAAGCCGAGUGCACGGCCGAGCAGUGCUACGCCAUCACAGAGGGCCGGGGCAUCUUCGCCAGCGGCAGCCCCUUCGACCCGGUCACCCUGCCCGACGGGAGGACCUUCUACCCCGGCCAGGGCAACAACGCCUACAUCUUCCCCGGCGUGGGCUUGGGCUUCACCACCUGCGCCCUGCGGCACAUCCCCGAGGAGAUCUUCCUGACCGCCGCCGAGGCGCUUGCACACCUGGUGACGGAAAAAGACCUGGCAGAGGGAAGGCUCUAUCCUCCUCUCAGCUCCAUCAGGGACGUCUCCAUCAAGCUGGCCGUCAAGAUCAUUGAGUACGCUUACGAGCACGGCAUGGCCACACUCCGCCCAGAGCCGUCCGACAAAGACGCCUUCGUCCGCUCCCACUCCUUCAGCACCGACUACGACGAGCUGACCGUUGACUCCUACCACUGGCCAGAGGACUGCAUGGCCGUGCAGACGUGCAAACUGUAA
Menidia menidia (Atlantic silverside) is the source of this 1656-nucleotide messenger RNA. The record is from the annotation of a GenBank genome assembly. NCBI's taxonomy places the organism in Eukaryota, Metazoa, Chordata, Actinopteri, Atheriniformes, Atherinopsidae.